Molecule: messenger RNA, 3786 nt
Organism: Acanthisitta chloris (rifleman)
Lineage: Eukaryota; Metazoa; Chordata; Aves; Passeriformes; Acanthisittidae
Gene: ZNF687
Product: zinc finger protein 687
Source: RefSeq, a predicted model, not a curated record
AUGGGUGACAUGAAGACUCCGGAUUUUGAUGACCUUCUGGCAGCGUUCGAUAUUCCCGACAUCGACACCAACGAGGCCAUCCAUUCUGGCCAUGAGGAGGCUGACAGCCACAUCAAGCAGGUCCCAGGGGAGCCUGGACCCCCUGACCACGUGCUGCCCCACGCAGACAUCACAGCUGUCAGUGUGAUCGUGAAGAACACAGUGUGCCCUGAGCAGCUUGAGGCUCUGGACGGGCGCAGCAAGGAUGGGCACAGCAUUGGCCCCCGACUGCUGCAGAACGGCUUUGGGGCCACUGAUAUGCCCAGAUCCCCCACUUCCAGGUCUGUGGAGGCUGUGGUAUCCUCCAAUGGGGAAUGCUGGGUGAAGGAGAAAGGCCCCAAACCCCUGGAUCUUUUCUCCCAUUUUAGCCCCGAUCCCAAUGAAGACAGCGCUGCCAACCUGAUUGACAGACCUCAGGAGUGCAAACUGAAGGAGAAAUCCCUGGCUGUGCCCUCCCUCUCCCCAUCUCCCACCCCAGCCCUGGACUGCAAGGAGCCCAUGGGAGAGGGCACAGAGAACCUACCCCCAGCUUUCCCACAGCCCUUUGAAACAAGCCAGGGAGGAGGUGCAAAUGGGUCCUCUCCCAUCCCUUGCAUCAAAAAGGAGGAGUCUGACUCAGAGGAGGUGUGCCGCGAGGCCAACCCCAAGGGCUUGGCUGUGGCCUUGGGUGACAGUCCCUUGGAGCACCUGAAAUCCGUCACUGUUCGCUACUCCACGGAUGAUUCUCCCAUCACAUCUUGGCCUGGAUCCAAUCCAAACCUGGACAGCAGCACCAGCAACAUGGCCGAGGUGAAGUGCUCACCCACCAGUCCCCGUGAGCCCUUCUUCAAGCCUUCGUCCCCAGUGGUACAGAGCCCAAGGCUCCCAACUUCUCCAAAGCAGCUGGACAACAUCACCCUCAAGGAAGAGCAAGAAGUUCGGGAUAGGUCAAUGGGAAGUCCACAGAGCAUGUCCAGCGCUGAGGAAGAGGAAGAAGACAACAACAAUGAUUCCCCUUCUUCCAAUUCCUCACGGCCACUCAAAGUGCGGAUUAAAACCAUCAAAACAUCUUGUGGCAGCAUCACCCGGACGGUGACCAGGGUCUCCUCAGACUCAGAGCCAGCUUCCACCAAGGGUGCAGCUGAGCAGAGGUCCCAGGAGACCUCUCUGGAGGGUUCCAGCUUGUCAGCAUCAGCAGAGAAAGAGGAAGGGAUCGCACUGGAGGUCUCCAAGGAGAAACUGGAGCUCUCCAGCCCCUUGAAAGCCAUUGAGGGGCCCAAAAUUGUCAGUGUUCAGCUUGGCAACGGCACUAAGCUCAAAGGGACCGUUCUGCCCGUGUCCACCAUCCAGAAUGCCAGCAGCGCCAUGCUGAUCGCCGCCAGCGUGGCCCAGCAGAAGUCUGUGGUGCUGCCAGCCAAGACGGGCAAAGCUGUGACCAAAAACAUCAUCAACCUGGUGCCCCAGACCCUGCCCAAGGCUGACACCAGGACCAGCAUCAGCACUGUCACACAGACCACCACCAUCACCACCACAGCCAACCAGAAGGUCAAUGGCACCACCGUGGUGAUGGUGCAGCCGCAGAAGCCGUCGCCAGCCAUCGCCAGCACCGUCAUCUCCAGGAGCCAGUCCAGCCUGGUGGAGGCCUUCAACAAGAUCCUCAACAGCAAGAACCUCUUGCCAACAUACAAACCCAACCUGAAUCCUCCAGCUGACGCCAGCCUCUCGCUGCCUCCCUUUGGAUAUCGCUGCCUGGAGUGUGGGGAUUCCUUUGCACUGGAGAAGAGCUUGGCCAGGCACUAUGAUCGUCGCAGCAUGCGCAUCGAGGUCACCUGCAACCACUGCACCAAGCGCCUCAUCUUCUUCAACAAGUGCAGCCUGCUGCUACAUGCCCGUGAGCACAAGGACAAGGGGCUGGUCAUGCAGUGCUCCCACCUGGUCAUGCGGCCCAUAGCCUUGGAUCAGAUGAUUGGGCAGCCGGACAUCACCCCCCUGGUCUCAGUGACCUCCUUCCCUGCCAGCAAGGUGGCUGGCGUGGCUCAGGAUGCCUUUGUCAUGGCCAGUGGGGCUCAGGACCUGCCUAUCCUGCCUCUGGGCAGUGGUUCGGAGCAGAGCAACUACAGCUGCUUCAGGUGCCUGGAGUGCAAGGAGCAGUGCAAGGAUAAAGCUGGGCUGGCUGCACAUUUCCAGCAGGCAGGGACCACCGGGACCACCAGCAGCACGGUGUGCACGACAUGUCCAAUGAUCAUGUCCAAUCGCUGCAGCUUCAAUGCGCACCAGCGGAUGCACAAGAACCGACCACCCCACGUGUGUCCUGAGUGUGGUGGCAACUUCCUCCUGGCCAACUUUGAGGCACACCUGAAGGAGUCCUGCCUGCACUUCUCCCGCAGGGUGGGCUACAGGUGUCCCAGCUGUGCUGUGGUCUUUGGUGGGGUUAACUCCAUCAAAUCCCACAUCCAGACGUCCCACUGUGAGGUGUUCCACAAGUGUCCCAUCUGCCCCAUGGCCUUCAAGUCGGCUCCCAGCGCACAUGCGCAUGUCUACACACAGCACCCAGGCUUCAGUAACCAGCAGUCCAAGAUGAUUUACAAGUGUGCAAUGUGUGACACAGUCUUCACCCACAAGCCCCUGCUCUCCUCCCACUUCGACCAGCACCUGCUCAACCAGCGUGUCAGCGUCUUCAAGUGUCCUGACUGCCCGCUGCUCUUUGCCCAGAAACGCACCAUGCUGGAGCACCUCAAGAACACUCACCAGCCCCAGAAGACCAAGGAUGACCUGGCAAAGAAGGCAGCUGUCCUGCUGACACCGAAGCAGGAGCCCAUGGAAAUCCCUGUGUCCAAGAUUUCCGAGGAAUCGUCAUCUUCCACGGAGGAGGACGACCCCCCCAGCUCCCCAGAGCUGCGCAAGACCAAGCGCAGCCGCUUCCAGCGCAAGACGGUCAACAAGUCCAAGGGCAAUGGGUGGACCUGUGGUGUUUGCCACUCCUGGUUCCCAGAGCGUGAUGAGUAUGUGUCCCACAUGAAGAAGGACCAUGGAAAGUCAGUGAAGAAGUUCCCAUGUCACCUGUGCGAGCGUUCCUUCUGCUCUGCUCCCAGCCUCCGGAGGCAUGUCCGAGUGAAUCAUGAAGGAAUCAAGCGUGUCUAUCCCUGCAGGUACUGCACGGAGGGCAAACGGACCUUCAGCAGCCGCCUCAUCCUGGAGAAACACAUCCAGGUGCGACAUGGGAUCAAGGUGACCGACCAGAUGAAGAGCCAGGAGGUUGUUAUUGCCCGGAUUGGGACCGGCACCACACAGGUGUCUGGCCGGAAGAGGAAACUUUCCUCAGACGAGGGUGACUCCUGCAGUGAGGAGCCUGACAGCACCACACCCCCCUCCAAGACCCCCAGGGGUGACCGCAAGGCCCCGUUACGCUGCCGCAAGUGCGGUUACCUGGCCAGCAGCUCUGCUGACUUCCAGGAGCAUAUCCCACAGCACCGAACUGACGAGAGCUCCCACCAGUGCCGUGAGUGUGGGCUCUGCUUCACUUCCCAGGUGUCCCUCAACCGCCACCGCUUCAUCACCCACAAGAAGAAGAAGGGCACGGGGGACACAGAGGAGGCUGUGCCCUGCAGCCCACGGGAUGGGGGCAGCCAGCAUGUGGCCGGCGGCAAACUGAUGUCAUGCAAGGUGUGUGGCAGAUGUUUCGACAGCCAACUGAACCUCAAGACACACUUUCGCACCCAUGGGAUGGCCUUCAUCCGUGCCAGGCAGAAUGCCAGUCCUGAAAAUUAG